Molecule: messenger RNA, 7580 nt
Organism: Gasterosteus aculeatus aculeatus (three-spined stickleback)
Lineage: Eukaryota; Metazoa; Chordata; Actinopteri; Perciformes; Gasterosteidae
Product: kinesin-like protein KIF13B
Biological process (GO): protein phosphorylation; microtubule-based movement
Molecular function (GO): microtubule motor activity; ATP binding; protein kinase activity
Source: RefSeq, a predicted model, not a curated record
AAUGUGGAAGCGGAAGUCUCUCGCUUUAACUGCUGGAAGUGUUGUUGUUGUUGUUGAUCUGCCGUUUUGUUGACUACUAGUAAAUAGUUGAGUUGGUAGGAGGACGCAGGACGGGCGGAAGUCUUACGUAACGUGACGGGAGCGUCUUCAGACGACACGUAACUUCUCUCUUAUGUAGCCGCGGACACCGGAAACGUGACGUAACACAUCUGGAUAUUAACGUCACACAGAGAAGCUUCUGCUUCCGCGAGGCCGUGGCCCCUGCGAGCGAUGGAGGAGCUGUACACGCUGGAGAGGGAGGUGGGACGCGGCAGCUACGGCGUGGUCUUUGAGGGCCACGUGGCCAAAAGCGGACAGCGGGUGGCCAUCAAGCGGCUGCCCUGCAGCAGCCCCGAGUGCAUCGAGCUCUACCUGCAGGAGCUGUGGGCCAUGAGAGCCACGGCGAGGAGCCACGCCAACGUCAUCGCCCUGCACAGCUGCCUCCUGCAGACCGGGCCCCGGGACCUCAAGCCCCUGCGGCCGGGAGCCGUGCCGCUGCGUCUGGUCGAGAGCGCGCUGAAGGGCGCCGUGGUCGGAGCAGCGCGACGCCGGGACGACGCCCCGCGCAGCAGCAGCAGCAGCGGCGGCGGCGUCGUCUCUAGACUUCGGGACUGGACGAACUCGAGUCGAGACCAGACGGAACCAAGUCUGUCCGGGCCCACGACCCCAAAAAGGCUCCCGAGCAGAGCCAGGAAGAGGGCGGCCCCGAGGGAAGAAGAGCCGCCACCGCUGCCGCGCUGCCUGGCCCUGUGGCUGGUGAUGGAGUACUGCGACGGGGGCGACUUGAAUCAGUACCUGCUCUCCAGGCCGCCGGACGGCGAGCGCAACCGCAGCGUGGUGCGACAGCUGUGCAGCGCCGUGGCCUUCCUGCACGGUCUGGGCAUCACGCACCGAGACCUGAAGCCCGACAACGUGCUGGUGUGCGUGACGCAGAGGGGCCCCGUCGUCAAGGUGGCGGACUUCGGGCUGAGCAAGGUGAGCGGAAGCCCGCUGCGCGGCGAGCCCACCGGCCAGCACUUCUCCUCCACCUGUGGCUCCGACUUCUUCAUGGCUCCGGAGGUGUGGGGCGGGCGGGCCUACACGGCGCAGGCCGACAUCUUCUCCCUGGGGGUGAUGAGCUGGGCCGUGCUGGAGAGGAUCACCUUCCUGGCAGAAGGAGCCUCGCAGGAACAGCUGGGUGGCGCCAUGGAGGACAAGAUGAACGAGGCCAACGUGAAGGUCGCUGUGCGAGUGCGACCGAUGAACCGGAGAGAAAAAGACCUACAGACCAAAUGUGUGGUGGAGAUGGAGGGGAACCAGACCGUCCUGCAUCCGGCCACCACCAACGUCAGCAAAGGAGACGCCCGAAAUCAGCCAAAGGUCUUCGCCUAUGACCACUGCUUCUGGUCCAUAGAUGAAGCUCAGAAGGACAAGUUUGCAGGUCAGGACGUGGUGUUCCAGUGCCUCGGGGAGAGCCUGCUGGACAACGCCUUCCUGGGCUACAACGCCUGCAUCGUGGCGUACGGACAGACAGGCUCUGGGAAGUCGUACACCAUGAUGGGCUCGGCGGAGCAGCCCGGUCUGAUCCCCCGGCUCUGCAGCUCCCUGUUCAGCAGGACGGUGGCGGAGGCCCGCGAGGGAGAGUGCUUCACCGUGGAGGUCUCCUACAUGGAGAUUUACAACGAGAAGGUCCGAGACCUGCUCGACCCCAAAGGACAUCGACAAGCGCUGCGAGUGAGGGAGCACAAGGUGAUGGGGCCGUACGUGGACGGCCUGGCGCGCCUGGCGGUGUCCUGCUACAAGGACAUCGAGUCUCUGAUGUCGGAGGGGAAUAAAUCUCGCACGGUGGCGGCGACCAACAUGAACGAGGAGAGCAGCAGAUCCCACGCCGUGUUCAACAUCAUCCUCACGCACACCCUCACGGACCUCCGGUCCGAGACCAGCGGGGAGAAGGUGAGCAAGCUGAGCCUGGUGGAUCUGGCUGGCAGCGAGCGGGCGGCGAAGACCGGAGCGGCGGGCGAGCGACUCAAAGAAGGCAGCAACAUUAACAAGUCCCUCAGCACUCUGGGCUUGGUUAUCUCUGCCUUGGCUGACCAGGGAGGAGGGAAGAACAAGAGCAAGUUCGUUCCCUACAGAGACUCUGUGCUCACCUGGCUGCUCAAGGACAGCCUGGGGGGGAACAGCCGCACGGCCAUGGUCGCCACCAUCAGCCCCUCGGCGGACAACUACGACGAGACCCUGUCCACCCUGCGCUACGCCGACCGGGCCAAGAGCAUCGUCAACCACGCCGUCGUCAACGAGGACCCCAACGCCAGGAUCAUCCGAGAGCUGCGCGAGGAGGUGGAGAAGCUGAAGGAGCAGCUCACGGAGGCCGAGUCCAUGAAGGCCCCCGAGCUGAAGGACCGGCUGGAGGAGUCCGAGAAGCUGAUCCAGGAGAUGACGGUGACCUGGGAGGACAAGCUGACGAAGACCGAGGCCGUUGCGCAGGAGCGGCAGAGGCAGCUGGAGAGUCUGGGUAUCUCCCUGCAGUCCUCCGGCAUCCGAGUGGUGGACGACAAGUGUUUCCUGGUCAACCUGAACGCCGACCCCGCCCUCAACGAGCUGCUGGUCUACUACCUGAAGGAGCACACGCGUGUGGGCUCGGCCGACUCGCAGGACAUCCAGCUGUGCGGGAUGGCCAUCCAAGCCGAGCACUGCGUCAUCGACAUCGGCGAGGACGACGGCGUGGUGCUCGGGCCUCACGGCAACGCUCGAACGUGUGUGAACGGUGCUGCCGUCUUCAGCCCCGUGCAGCUUCACCACGGCGACCGCAUCCUGUGGGGCAACAACCACUUCUUCAGAAUCAACCUGCCGAGACACAUGGUCCACGCGGGGGACGAGGACGGCGGCGGCGCCAUGAAGACGUGUUUGAGCACAGACCGGCUGGAGGUGGACUUCGACGCGGCGAGCGACGCGUCGAGCGAGCUGAGCUGCGGCUACGAGUUCGCUCGGGCCGAAGUCAUGAUGAAGGGCAUGGGCCACAACGACCCUUUGCAGGCGGUGUUACAGACCCUCGAGAGGCAGCACGAGGAGGAGAAGCGCUGCGCUCUGGAGCGCCAGAGGCAGAUGUACGAAGAGGAGCUGCAGCACCUGCGCCGCCGGCUGGCGCCGGAGCGGCCCGAGACCGCGGGCCCUUCGGCCGGCCCGCCGCGGCGCGCGCGGCGCUGGAGCGAGGACCGAGAGGCGUUGAUGACCCGCAGCCUGCGGCGCCUCAGGGAGCAGAUCGUCCGCGCCAACCUGCUGGCACAGGAGGCCGGCUUCAUUGGCGAGGAGAUGAGCAAGAGGACGGAGUACCUGGUCACCCUGCAGAUACCUGCUGCCAACCUGGACGCCAACAGGAAGCGAGACGUAGUUUUGAGUGAGCCGGCCGUCCAGGUUCGCCGUAAAGGUAAAGGGAAGCAGAUCUGGGCUUUGGAGAAGAUGGAGAACAGGCUGGUGGACAUGAGGGAGCUCUACCAGGAGUGGAAGGACUUUGAUGAAGACAACCCAGUGAUGCGCUCCUACUUCAAGCGCGCCGACCCGUUCUUCGAUGAACAGGAGAACCACAGUCUGAUCGGAGUGGCGAACGUUUUCCUCGCCUGCCUGUUCCACGACGUCAGGCUGCAAUACGCCGUGCCCGUCAUCAACCAGAAGGGGGAGGUGGCGGGUCGGCUCCACGUGGAGGUGUGGCGGCGGACAGACGGCCACGAGGAGGGAGGUCCGGGGGCGUCUGACCCCCAGCAGAGCGACACGGACGGAAACCCAGAGGAGCGGCGGCUGCACUGUGCGGUGAAAAUCCUGCGCGCCGCCGGUCUGCCUCGCCACCUGUCCAACUUCGUCUUCUGUCAGUACCACUUCUGGGGGCAGGAGGAGUCAGUGUUCAUCGCUCCGGAUAUGCAGCCGUGCUCCUCGUCCUCCCCCACAGACCCGGAGUGCACCGUGGUCUUCGACAGCACCAAGGAGUUUUCUGUGCCGGUGUCGGAGGACUUUUUGGAGUACUUGUCCGAGGGGGCAGUGGCCAUCGAGGUGUACGGCCACAAGCAGGCCAACCACCGCAGGAACCUGGCGCUGUGGGACCUCGGCGUGAUCCAGGCUAAGACACGCACACUGCGAGAGAGGUGGAGCGAGGUGACCCGACACCUGGAGCUCUGGGUUCAGCUGAUGGAGCUGAACGAGGCGGGAGAGUUCACAGCCGUAGAGGUGCUUCCUGCCAAAGACGUUCGCACAGGAGGAGUCUUCCAGCUCAGACAGGGUCAGUCCCGUCGUGUCCAGGUGGAGGUCCGCUCCGUACCGGACUCGGGCACCAUGCCCCUCGUCGCUGCCUCCAUCGUCUCCGUGUCCAUCGGAGACGUUAAAGUCCGACCGAUCUCCAAAGAAUCACAACAGGGUGGGGAUGAAGAAAUGGACAGCUACCAGGAGGCGGACCUGGAGCGGCUGAGGGCGCACUGGCUGCACAUGCUCACUCAGAGGCAGGAGUACCUGGACCAGCACCUGCAGAAGAUCGUUGGCAAAGCAGAUAAGUCUGAGGACGACGUGGAGAGGGAGUCCCAGCUGCUGGAGUGUCGCCUCACGCUAACCGAAGAACGCAACGCCGUUCUCGUGCCGGCGGCUGGCAGCGGCAUCCCCGGAGCGCCGGUGCAGAGGGUCCCUGCGCCCGGGAUGGAAACGCACAUUCCGGUCCUGUUCCUGGACCUCAGCGCUGACGAUUUCCAGUCCAGUCUGCCGGCCCCGUUGGCGGGGGGGAUGGACGCGCUGCUCAGUGGGGAGGAGGAGGACGACUUCUUUGACCUUCACAUUGUCAAACACUAUGACCCAGAGGUGAAGGCGGAGGCCUCCUGGGACUCGACAGUCCACGAGUGCCCCCAGCUGAGUCGCGCGGCGUCGGCGGCGGGCGACCAGAGGGUGUACCUGACGGUCAGCGCGCUGGUCCAGCUGAGCCACCCGGCCUACAUGCAGCUGGUGCUCAGGAAGCGCGUCUGCGUCAACGUCAGCGGGAGGCAGGGUUUCGCCCAGAGCCUCCUGAAGAGGAUGUCUCAGCGCAGCAGCAUCCCCGGCUGUGGAGUCACCUUUGAGAUCGUUUCCAACAUCCCAGGCGACAUCCACGGCCCGGAGGACCGGGAGAUGCUGGCCAGGCUGGCCGCCAGCACCGAGGAUGACCAGUCCGCCGACAGCGAGGCGGCCAUAGAGAAAUACCUGCGCAGCGUCCUGACCGUGGAGAACGUCCUCACUCUGGACAGACUCAGACAGGAGGUGGCUGUGAAGGAACAGCUGGCAGUCAGCAGCAAAGCGUCCAGGCGCUGCCGGAGCUCGCCGAGCGUCAACCGGCUGUCAGCCAGCAGUCUGGAUCUCUACUCUCCUCACAGGCUCAAUGGCUUCAAGGGCUGGGAGAGCCACCAGGACCUUUCUUUUGUGCCUCCGUCAUCUAGACGCACGCUGCCCAGCUCCAUUUCCCACCACCUGAACCCAGAGACCGUGCAUUCAGGCUUUGCUGCAUCGUGUGUCCCCCCAGUGAAGGCCGUGCCGAUGCUGCUGAAGUCUCUGCUUCCUGGUGGGGACCAGACAGCUGUCAAUCAUCAGCAGGUUCCUCGCAUCGUGGUGCAAUCGGCCAGCGUGGACGAGGACUUGAGCAAACAUCAGCAGUCAGUUCCCAUUGAGGAAAUCAUUCCUCUGGAUUUCCAACGCGAGACCCCCAGAUCCGUCCCCCUCCCGCCGCCAAUCAUCCCAGAGGCAGAAGAGUCCUCCCCCAGCCCAUCGAGCGGGUACAUGUCUCCGGCCACGCUGUCCGACGUGUACACGCUGAGCUGGGACCUGCCUGAGUCCACCAGCGGCUUUGAGGUGGUGCCGGAGGAAGACGAAGGCGAUAUGGACUCCCAGUCCAUUCACGUGGACCAAUCAGAGCCGCUGCUGCUUCUGGAAGAUGAGACGGCUAAAGACCGGACUGACUCUCUAUCGGAGUCCUACCCCAACAAAGAACCCCAACAGCCUCCGUCAGCCCAGGUGAUGGAGCGAGGAGACGCUGAAUCAGCUGUUUUGAACAAACCGAAGCGAGACUCGGCCAUCGACCUCGUCGAAUCAGAGCCACUUAAAGAUCCUUCGUUGGCACCAGAGACAGAAACCAAGCGGACAGACGCUUCACCAACAGUCCCCCUGAAACCACUGAGCCCUCCGGCAGUAGAACUCCAGCCGGCGGCCACAGAGGAGACGGAAUCUGGACCGCUUGCUGAAGGUCAAGUCGUCCCACAGCAGCUCAAACUAGACCAAAGACCCGAAGACCCGGCUCCACAUCUGGUCCCAGAUGUGUCUGCAGCCUUGGUUCCAGUGCCCGUCCCUUCUGAAGAGUUGGCUCGUCUCCCGUCGUCCAAAGAGCGAGCCUCAAACCCAAGUGGCACCACCGAAGAAGAGACACCUGCCGGUGCGUCAGAGAAAGCCCUCACAGCCCCGCUAGCGAACCCCUUCAAGAUCCACAAAGUGAAGUCUUCGGACCUCCAGUCCUUCCAGCGUGUGGUGGCCGAUGGGGAGGAGGGAAAGGCGGCUCCGGUGCACCGGGCCGGCAGCCUCAGCCUCUCGGCGCCGAUGGAAAGCCUGGAAAUGGUCUCCGACUCUGAGGAAGGAGAUGCUCUGGCCGUUCUUCCCGACUGGCUGAAAGAAGGGGAGUUUGUGACCGUGGGGAACAACAAGAGCGGCACCGUCCGGUACGUCGGCCCCGCGGACUUUGCCGAAGGGCUCUGGGUCGGUGUGGAGCUGGAGGUACCAGCAGGGAAGAACGACGGUUCAGUGGGAGGCAAGCACUACUUCCACUGUAACCCCGGUUACGGCGUGCUGGUGAGGCCGGACAGGGUGAGCCGGGCCGCCGGGAAGCGCCGCCGCCAACAGCAGAAGCGCUUCAGCGCCGACCUGUCUGGAUCCAGCCCCAACCUGGCAGCCCUCACCGCUCUGGCCAAAGGCGAAGGGGCAGCGAGCGGCCGCCACAAAAGAGAGAACCGCAAGUCGUGGAACAACUGAGCGGCUCGCGAUGUGUCGAACCCGGACGGAGCGAAACACGGCGCCGUCUAGUCAGGGAUCCAUUUCACCUGUUCAUCGAUGCAAAGAUCACCCUCUUCUCAGUGACUUCAACUUGCCAGGCUAAGGAAUGCUAAGCUAAGCUACAACGCGUGUGAGAUGUUUAUAUUAAGUUCUACUCAGCCGUCGUGCCUUGAUGGACCCGACCUGCUGUCGGCGGGUUGAUCGGUUUUAUUUGAGCUUGUUUUGUUUCCUUUCUGUGUAAAUCGUCUGUUUUAGGAAAAAAAAAAGUUGCACUCACUUUUCUGACAUUCUACUGAAGUUUUAAUCAACGUAUUACAAUUGAUAAGCGACUCAUUUUUAAGGGGAAUAAUGUUUUUCACGACUUUGGAAUAAUAGGGUGUGGUGAUUGUCAAAUAAUCAAUUUUAUACUAAAUCGGAUUGCUUAUUUAUUUCCAGAUGUCGAAAAGAAAAAUCACCUUUUAUAUUGUAAAAUUUCAUUCGACUGUGAUCAACCUUUGUGGAGUAAAGACUAAUGAACAGUC